Messenger RNA from Salmo salar (Atlantic salmon), 6765 nucleotides. RefSeq names its product protein phosphatase 6, regulatory subunit 2b (gene ppp6r2b). The record is from RefSeq and is a predicted model, not a curated record. NCBI's taxonomy places the organism in Eukaryota, Metazoa, Chordata, Actinopteri, Salmoniformes, Salmonidae. Gene Ontology annotation, cellular component: cytosol; nucleus. Gene Ontology annotation, molecular function: protein phosphatase regulator activity; protein phosphatase binding.
AUAAUCUCCUGUUAUUUCUACUAGGGGCACGCAGUCUGGGCUAUGUUUUAAUGGUGCUACACAUUUUUGGGGGACAAGAAUAUUCAAGAAGCGCAGUCUCUUUGGCACAACGAUAAACACACACACAUGUUCGGCGUAGAUUUGAUUGCUCGUUCCAGCAAUAGUGUCCGCCAUUUUGAUUUAAAAUAUGUGAGCAUCCUUUUCUGUCUUGCUCCAAUCUUCAGGAUAAAAGCGACAACUAAUUUACUGAACCUCUGAUUGUCCUAUACACAGUUGGAAGGGUCAGGCAGCUUCUGGUGAGUUGACAAGGACAUAGGACAUAUUUGGUUAAAUAACCUGGACGUGCAUCACCAGUUGACUGGUUUGGAACAUAAACAAAAUGCUCAGCUAGCAGGUUAACAACACUGACGCACUGAAGCUAAAGUCAAGGUUUCAGAGGUAGUGCUGGAGUGUGUGUGUGAGAGAGAGAGAGGGAGGGAGGGAAUGUGUGUCUUGAGAGGGUGUGUGUAAUCAUCCAUACAGAUUCAUGACCAUUCCUACCUGCAUAUUUGAGAUAAAUGACUGAAGAGGUUUGACAUAGGACACACGUUUUACUAAGCAGCAGCAGCCAUGUUCUGGAAGUUUGACCUGCACACGUCGUCCCAGCUGGAGGCCCUGCUUGAGAAGGACGAUGUCACGCUCACUGAGCUCAUGGAGGAGGAGGACGUACUGCAGGAGUGCAAGGCCCAGAACCGCAGGCUGCUGGUCUUCCUGUCCCAGGACACCUGCAUGCAAGAGCUGCUGCACCUCAUCACCACAGAGCCUGCUGGUCUGGAAGAGACCAAACGCUUCAAGCACCCUAACAUAGCAUGUGAGCUGCUGACAAGUGAUGUAGGGGUGAUAAAUGAUAAGCUGGGGGGAGAGAAGCCCCUUCUGGACAUCCUGUACUCCUUCCUGGAGCAGCCCCCUCCCCUCAACCCCCUCCUCGCAUCCUUCUUCAGCAAGACCAUUGGAAACCUCAUCACACGCAAGACUGAACAGGUGAUCUCCUUCCUGCGGGGAAAGGAGGGUUUCCUGGGUCUGGUUCUUAAACACAUCAACACAUCAGCCAUGAUGGACCUCCUGCUACGCCUCAUCAGCUGUGUAGAUCCUGCUCCUCUCCGACAAGACACACUCAACUGGUUGAAUGAAGAGCGGCUGGCCCAGAGGCUCAUAGAACUCAUUCACCCAGGGAAAGACAAGGAGAGACAGUCGAAUGCGUCCCAGACUGUGUGUGACAUCAUCCGUCUGAGCAGAGACCAGGCCAAUCAGCUCCAAGAGAAUUCUGAGGCCGACCCUCUGCUCGCCGUGCUGGAGUCGCAGGAGUGUGUAAGUCAGCUGCUGGACAACAUGUUUGUGGGCGAGAGCACAGAGAGCUGCAUCGUCUACGGAACUCAAGUCCUUCUCACCCUACUGGAGAUCAGGAGGCCGGGAGUGGAGGGUGUGCUGGAUGUGUGUGUUCUGGGAUAUGAAAGGUGUGUCGUCAGCAGCAUCCUGCAGGCUGUCCAACCCCACCUCAAACACUACCACCAACUACUGCUGGAUCCUCCCAGGCGGACCCCCAUGCUGACCAGUCUAGGUGUGUUGGAGGUGCCACUGGGUAACUGUCGUCUCCAUGUGGCCAGACUAAUGGCCUCCCUACUACAGACCACUAACACGAGUUAUUACACCUGUUUUGACGACACGAUUUAUAACAACACCGUCACACUGGAGCUCUGCAGACUCCAGACCAUAAACCUCCUACUGGACCUGUUCUUUAAGUACACCUGGAACAACUUCCUGCACUUCCAAGUGGAACUGUGUGUGGCAGCCAUCCUCAGCCACUCUGCUCAGGAGGAGAGGCCCCAGGUUGGCCUGGUUAUCCAGGAAAGGCCCUUGGUUCCCCUGGAGGACAUUCCCCAGGCCAGCUUUGUGGCCCAGGAAAAAUCCAUGUUUCCCCAGGAGGAGAAUCCUCAGGGCAGCCUCCUGACCCAGGAAAAGCCCAGGCUUCAGCAGGAGCCCCAGGAAAAGCAGGCCUUGCCUGGCCCCAAACCACCACUGCCCUCUGUUCCUCCUGACAUCUCCACACAUAACCCACUGGUGACCCAUUUGUUUCAGGACUGUCGUCUGGUUCAGAGGAUAUUGGAGGCCUGGGAGGAGAAUGAUAAGACUCAGGCAGAGGGGGGUAUGAGGAGAGGCUACAUGGGUCACCUGACAAGAAUCGCCAAUACUGUAGUCUGUAACAUGGAGAAAGGACCAGUCCGCACCCAGAUCAGCAACCUUAUUACAGAGCUGCCUAAGGAUUGCAGGGGGCGCUGGGAGAGCUUUGUAGACCAGGCCCUGACAGAGACCAACAGGAAGAACACUGUAGACCUGGUGUCUCACAACCUGCGCUCCUCCAGUGAAGACGAUGACCGACAGAGUCCCUUCCCCAAAGAGCUGUCACUGCAACAGACAUUCUCAGACUACCAGAUCCAGCAGAUGACUGCUAACUUUGUGGAUCAGUUUGGCUUCAAUGACGACGAGUUCUCAGAAAACGGCGACAACAUCAGCGCCACCUUUGACCGGAUCAAAGAGAUCAACUUCAACGUGGACACAGAGGACACUGCUAAGACUGCAGCAUUUGAGGCCUGCACUAAAGAGAAGAUCCAGUUGUUUGAUGACAGUGAGGAAGAAGACAUCUGGGAGGAGAGAGAGAUCAACUAUACUACGCACACCAAGUCUAGGACCAGGUUUGGGGGGCCACAGACGUCUGUUGGAUCGGCUCAGAGUGAUGGGAUGAGCGAUACUCCUGAUAAGUCAACAGGUUCUGACACAAAGGAGGGGGAUGUGCCUCAUGAGGUCACAGGUCAGACUGAACACAGCAAGAACAUCAGCCAGACGGAGACUGCACAGAGCCCUGGCUGGGCGGCUAGUUUCGGGGAGGUGAACUUUAACUCCCCCUCAUCUGGAGUGGGUGUGGACCCAUGGGGUAGCCCCGCCCCCAAGCCUGGAGUGGGCGUGGACCCAUGGGGUAGCCCCGCCCCCAAGCCUGGAGUGGGCGUGGACCCAUGGGGUAGCCCCGCCCCCAAGCCUGGAGUGGGCGUGGACCCAUGGGGUAGCCCCGCCCCCAAGCCUGGAGUGGGCGUGGACGCAUGGGGAAGCCCCGCCCCACAGCCUGUAACUACAGAGGCUGAGAAGGGCUGGGCCAAGUUCACUGACUUUCAGCCGUUUUGCUGUUCAGAGACAGGUUUGAGGUGCACUUCCCCAGUGGACUCGGAGAUCUGUGGGUCAGACAAAACUAAACCCAGCCAGGGAAUGAACCCAUGUGUGUGGAGUGUGUGUGUGGCAAGGAAGGCUCCGCUGGUAGCAUCAGACACCUCUUCAUCAGGAGGCUCAGACAGCGAGGAAGAGGAGGAAAAGACUGAAUCUGUUACUAUGGAGAUAGUAUCCAAGGAAAUGGUCACUACAGAGACCUUCGUCACAACCGCCGGACUGGAGACCAUCAGACUUAACAUGAAUGUCAAGAACGAGAGAGCUGGCUUCACCAGUGAGGUUGACAUGAAAGAGAAGGAAAAGGAGAAAAAGAGGGUGAUGGGUGGAGAAGACCCGCUUAAUGCCACAGCUGCUCCUCUCACAGAUCGGCCUGCCACCGUCACAAAAGAGACACCCUCAGCAAACGGACCGGCCUAGUACUGCGCUACCACGACACUCACACACAUACACUCCAUUCCCUAGCUAACACAACCACACUCCACUUCCCAACAACACUCUAUGCCAUGCAACAUCCUGUAUUUGUGAGCAGUGCUGCCCUGUCAUUGGUCCAUGUCAAGGACAACUAUGGUGGAUGAGUGGGACAAAAAGCAGAAGAGAAAAGCCAUUUCAGAAUCCAGACCACAGCUCCUAAACACCAACAACCAAUAAACAGAUGAAUGUGAUGUUUGUCCUUCUGCUGAAGUCUCUCCUACACACCUAUCACCACACUGGGAUGUGUGUGCACGUUAGUGCUGCACAAUUAAUCAAAUUCACAUCGACAUCGCAAUAUUGACAUGUGCAAUGUCCUUGUCUCAACAUCCAAAAUGGCAAGCAAUAUUUUUAAAACACCGCAUAAGGAAAGUUUUUAUAGUUUACUCUGUCAUCCCUCUUGCGGCAUAUUCCCACUCACACCAAGACACUACCCCCGUCAAUCAAGCAGCGCAGUUCCUCCUCCUCUGUCAAAUGCAGUCAACAGAUUGUUAUAAACAAGAACGAUGCUUCUUUCCACGUUGCUUCCUAAUAUACAGUACCCAGUCAAACAUUUUGACAUACCUACUCAUUCAAGGGGUUUUUAUUUUUACUAUUUUUCUACACUGGAAAGCUCCAACAGGUGCUUCGCAUAUGUGGGUACUCCUUCAAGAUUGUUGGAAAAGUAUUCCAGGUGACUACCUCCAUGAAGCUGGUUGAGAGAAUGCCAAGAGUGUGUAACACUGUCAUUAAGACAAAGGGUGGCUACUUUGAAGAAUCUAAAAUAUAUUUUGAUUUAACUCUUCUUUGGCUACUUCACGAUUCCAUUUGUGUUACUUCAUAGUUUUGACGUCUUCACUGUUAUUCUACAAUGUAGAAAAUAGUGAAAAUAAAGAACCCUUGAAUGAGUAGGUGUAUCCAAACUUUUUACUGGUACUGUACGUCAUUGUGUUUCUAUGAUUCCAACAGUUCACCCAAGUGUUUUGAUCUUCAUCACGAGUCAAAUCGCAAUAUUUGGUUAAAAAAAAUGGCUAUUAAUUUUUGUGGGCUAUCGUGCAGCUCUAGCACACGCACAUGAUCCAGCUUUAUGUAGUCUUGUUUGUUCUUAUCUCUCCAGCUGGGUGUUUUGGUUUUUUUUGCACUUAACUUAAGCUCUUUGUUGAGUAGAGAGACUCUACUCCCGCUGUAGUCAUCCUCAGCCCAGAGCAAAGUUUGAGGCCUGGGGAGGAGGCGAAUGGGUAGUCAGUACUGACUAAGAUUCUAAAAGCCAAAAUGUGUUCUAAAAAUGUAUUCCUAGUUUAAUUUAUUUGACUCAAUCAUUUUAUUAUAGAAAAUAAUGAUUGUGUCUGUGCUGUCUCUUCGCUUGCGUGUGGGUGCGUGUGGAAGAUUUGGGAUAUAUUCUCAGGUUAAAAGAGCAGUCCUGUGGAUGUGAUGAAAGCACACCUGUGUGACGUCACACAAACACACACAGCAUGAGUACACACACAUACUCAGUACACAUACACAGAAGAGACUAUAUAUAUAUAUAUAUAUAUAUAUAUCUCGCACCACUACCUGAGCACACACACACCACUACCUGAGCGUGCGCGCACACACACACACACACAAAGUGUCAGACAUACACCACUACCUGAGCACACACACAGUCACACCCUUCCACAGAGCUGUGUAAAUGUAAUAUUGUGACAUUUGAACCUGUAUUAGGUUGUGGUAUAAUGUAAACGUAUUAUGUAAACAGUAUAUAAAUAAACACUUAUCUAUUUUUGGUAUCAAUUCAGAUGUAUCGGAAAGCGGUUUGCUCUGUGUGUGUGUGUGUGUGUUGAAAUGAGGCAAUAAUGAUGUCUGUGUUUUGGUUUUUACCCCAGCAUCAGACCCUGUAACCCUGCUACAUGCUUUCACCUGGGUGGGGGGGGGGUCGCAUGUUUGAUAUAUUGGAAAUGUCCACAUACAUACAUUUUUACAUAGCUUUGGUGAAGGAUUUAAUGGAAUGCAUAUGUUCCAUUGACCAGAUUGGCGCACAUUCAACAAAUUUGAUCUAACGAAGUAGAUAUUCGUCAAUUACAAAUAUCAUGAUUAUUGUAACAGGCCCACAAUGUUGGUGCUUAAGUCCAAUUUUGAGUUAUUUCGCUGCAUGGAAUGCCGAUGGUGUCUGGGAUUGCUAAAUACUAACUCCCAUUCAUAUAUAAGCUGGUUAGCAGAGCUAGCAUACAGAAAUCAGGUAGUCAAAUUUGUUUUUAACUGUAAUGCAGUUGAUUGGUAACGAUGAUAUGAACAUGUGUUGCGGUUGACAUCCAUACAAGCAUUCUACUUUUAGAGACUCGUGAUCUUUCCCCGACGCAUUUCCAUGGCAUUAUUCCAUUAUUUUGGUCAAGUUCAAUUGCUCUCUUUACUGCAUCUAUGCUACAAUCAUGUUCUAUCAUCCCAUCAGUAUCAAAAGAGCUCUCUCUCUCUCCCUCCUUUCUCUCAGAGCAUGUCCUUAAUGUUAUGUGGUUUUAUGUUUUUAAAGCAUUUUGUGAUGGUGUCACAACCACCAAGGUUUUUCCUCACAGCUGAGAUGUUUGACUUAAAGGAAUCCGUUACAAAUAUUAACAUUUUUAAAUAACUGUUAUAUGAUGGGCUUUUAUCCACAGAUCGUGAUGCCAAAGUGUCUUCCAGAGUGGGCUGGGUCUCAAUCCUAUAAGAGAUAGUCUUCUUCCUCAGAAGUGUCCAGGGGAUUAAAAGGGGUUGUGUAAGUGGUAAAGGCUGAGGUUCAGGAGAAGUAUAUAGGGAAGGUGUGGAGGGUAGAGACAAAUGAAAUGGGCUAGUUUUGGGACUGGGAGAGGGAUCCACCCUGAGUCAGGGUUUGAAAAAGCGAACUAGUUGUGUGUACAGGGUUACAUCAUACCUUCACCCCAACACCACAUCUGACCCAUACGUGUGUGUGUGUGUGCGCUCUGAGGUCAGAAGCCUUUUGUAAAGGGCGUGGCUGCUGGUGGUUCAUUUCUGUAUAAGUAAUAGGUAUGUUACUGUUGUCAAACCCUAGUCUGUACGUUAAGAUAUCAAACUAAUAAAUAUGUCAAUCAUCAA